Molecule: messenger RNA, 6130 nt
Organism: Python bivittatus (Burmese python)
Lineage: Eukaryota; Metazoa; Chordata; Lepidosauria; Squamata; Pythonidae
Source: RefSeq, a predicted model, not a curated record
CAUGGUCUCUUGCCUGACCUCCUUGCUCCCAGGGAAGCGGUCUCCAUGGCUACUGGCCCUACUCCCCCAGUGGCAGACUGUAAAUUCCUGCAGGGAGAGCUGAACAGAACCCGGACGGGUGGGAGGGAGUGAAGAAGGAGCAGGCGAAGCAAAGGCAAAUAGAAAGAAAGAGAGAAAAGAAAAAGGGCGUUGCUUGGAUGGACCUUUACAGGUCUUCAGCAUUGGACCACGGCACUUAAAAAAUCUGCCGCUCUAACAAAACUACAGCUGGCUACGUUCCUCCUUGAAUAAAAAAGAGGCAACUGAAAGGAGGACGUUCAGGUCCGCUCAAAGAUUCCGCGGGUUUCUCUCCCUCCCUUCCUGUGUUAGUAGCAUCAGAGAAACGAGACUAAACCCCGAGCAAUUUGGCCAUCCUUUCUCCAGUAGCCGCUUUCAUACACCACCAGAAAAACAGUUCCUUUGUUUUGUGGGAUUUUUUUCCGUUAAAAUUUGCGUGCGCUCUGUGAGGCUUUAAAGCAUCAGAGAAAACUUCCCCCUUCUUGGCACAACCUUUCUGCACACACGCAUCGGUUGGAAUGGGGGCCUUGGAGAUCCUUGGAGUGUGCCUGGUUCUCUCCAUUGGCAACAUCAUGGCUAAAGCUAGUCAAGAUAUUGAUGAAUGUGUUGAUGGGACUGACAACUGCCAUAUUGAUGCCAUCUGCCAGAACACUCCGAAGUCAUACAAAUGCAUCUGCAAAUCUGGUUACACGGGGGAUGGGAAGCACUGCAAAGAUGUUGAUGAAUGUGAGCGUGAUGACAAUGCUGGCUGUGUUCAUGAAUGUGUCAAUAUUCCAGGGAAUUAUCGAUGUACCUGCUAUGAUGGCUUUCAUCUUGCCCAUGAUGGUCAUAACUGUCUUGAUGUGGAUGAGUGUGCAGAGGGGAAUGGUGGCUGCCAACAGACCUGUGUCAACAUGAUGGGAAGCUAUGAGUGCCACUGCCGGGAUGGCUUUUUCCUGAGUGAUAAUCAGCACACCUGCAUUCAGCGCCCUGAAGAAGGAAUGAACUGCAUGAACAAGAAUCAUGGUUGUGCUCACAUCUGUCGUGAGACCCCCAAAGGUGGCAUUGCCUGCGAAUGUCGACCUGGCUUUGAGCUCACUAAGAAUCAACGAGACUGCAAAUUGACCUGCAACUAUGGUAAUGGAGGUUGUCAGCACACAUGUGAUGAUACAGAUCAAGGUCCAAAGUGUGGUUGCCAUGUGAGGUUCGUGCUACACUCUGAUGGGAAAACAUGCAUAGGGGAGAGGCACCUCCAGCAGCACGUUACCCCCCAGACGUUUUCUAAUGAGACCUGCGCUGUUAACAAUGGAGGCUGUGACAGCAAAUGCCAUGAUGCAGCCACAGGAGUACAUUGCAGCUGCCCCAUGGGAUUCAUGCUUCAGCCUGACAGAAAAACUUGCAAAGAUAUAGAUGAAUGUAGAUUGAACAAUGGUGGCUGUGACCACAUCUGCAGGAACACAGUCGGCAGUUUUGAAUGCAGUUGUAAAAAGGGAUAUAAAUUGCUUAUCAAUGAAAGGACAUGCCAAGAUAUUGAUGAAUGCUCCUUUGAUAGAACUUGUGACCACAUCUGUGUAAAUACACCAGGGAGUUUCCAGUGCCUGUGUCACAAAGGCUACAUGCUGUAUGGACUCACUCACUGUGGAGAUGUUGAUGAAUGUAGCAUCAACCGAGGAGGCUGCAAGUUUGGAUGUGUAAAUACCCCAGGUAGCUACGAAUGUACCUGUCCUGCAGGUUGCAAACUUCAUUGGAAUAAAAAAGAUUGCAUAGAGCUGGUGAUUUGUUUGGCUGGCACAGUAUCUCCACGAGCCAUACUUACCUGCAACAGGAAUGGCAAGAAGGACAGCUGCUCCCUCACCUGUGCCUCCAAGGCUCGCUUUCUGCCAGAAUCUGACAACAGCUACACUGUGAGUUGUGGGACACCAAUUCUGCAGCACGGGCCUCCACCAAGGUCCAGCAAUGGUAGCCAUCCCUGCGUUGAGGCUGUUGCUGCUCCGAUCAAACAAAAGGCUUCCUUCAAAAUCAAAGAUGCUAAAUGCCACCUCCAUCCACGCAUGAAAGGCAAACAGGAUGAUACAGGCAGGAAUGGUGGUCUAGGCGGGUCAGCCCCUUGCUCAGAUUGCCAAGUGUCUUUUGUGAACCUGAAGUGUGAUUCAUCAAAGAAAGGCAAAGGACGUCGAGCUCGCAACUCUCCAAGCAAAGAGGUGACUCGCAUCACCCUGGAGUUUGAAGCUGAAAUCAAACCUGAAGAGAUCACAGCCAGCUGCAAUUUGAACUGUGUACGGCAGAAGAUUGAGAAAAAACUGAAGUUAGCUAUCAAAGCCUUGAAGAAAUCUAUAAACCAGGAGCGAUUCCUCAUCCGUGUCUCAGGGAUGGAAUAUGAGGUGGCCCGGAAGCUGAGCUUGCCUUCUGAGAGGCAGGAGAGUUGUGGGCCAGGACAGCAGAGGCUGGGAUCCAAGUGUGUUAGCUGCCUGCAAGGAACAUACUACCAUGGCCAGAUGGAGCAGUGUGUCCCUUGCCCUCCAGGGACCUACCAGGAGAAAGAAGGCCAGCUCUCCUGUGACCUUUGCCCUGGGAGUGAUGCUUAUGGGCCUGCUGGAGCAACAAAUAUAAGCGCUUGCGCAGGUCAGUGCCCUCCUGGACAGUACUCUAUAAGUGGCUUUAAACCCUGCCAAUUGUGUGUGCGUGGCACCUACCAGCCUGAAGCUGGCCGAGCGUUAUGUUUCCAUUGUGGUGGAGGGUUGAACACCAAGCAUGAUGGAGCUUUUUCCUUUCAGGAUUGCGAUACUAAAGUUCAGUGCUCUCCAGGCCAUUAUUACAACACCAGUGUCCAUCGCUGCAUUCGUUGUGUUAUAGGCACCUAUCAGCCAGACUUCCGUCAGAACUAUUGUAUUGCGUGCCCUGGGAAUACCACGACAGACUUUGAUGGCUCGACUUCCGUAACACAGUGCAAAAACCGUCAGUGUGGGGGGGAACUGGGGGAGUACACUGGCUAUAUUGAGUCUCCCAAUUACCCUGGAAACUACCCUGCAAAUGUGGAAUGCACCUGGAACAUCAACCCACCUCCAAAGCGCAAGAUUUUGAUUGUGGUGCCUGAAAUCUUCCUGCCAUCUGAGGACGAAUGUGGAGAUGUCCUGGUCAUGCGGAAAAACUCGUCUCCCUCCUCCAUCACAACCUAUGAGACAUGCCAGACUUAUGAGAGGCCUAUAGCUUUCACUGCAAGAUCCCGAAAAUUAUGGAUCAACUUUAAAACUAGUGAAGCUAACAGUGCCAGAGGCUUCCAAAUCCCUUAUGUCACAUAUGAUGAGGAUUAUGAACAGCUGGUAGAGGACAUUGUCCGAGAUGGCAGACUCUAUGCCUCUGAAAAUCAUCAGGAAAUACUGAAGGACAAGAAGUUAAUCAAGGCGUUCUUUGAUGUGUUAGCUCAUCCACAGAACUACUUUAAAUACACAGAGAAACAUAAGGAAAUGCUGCCCCGCUCUUUCAUCAAACUCCUCCGCUCCAAAGUUUCAAGUUUUCUUAGACCUUACAAAUAGCCUCAUAUUUUCACAAACCUUCCAAGUUUCUCGACUGCCAAGAAAACUUUUUUUCUUAUGCUUAUUGUUAUUUUUCAGUGAAUUUUUUCUACAAAUAGAAAUCCGCCAUCCUUCACUAUGCAGAUGCAUCUAACCAUCGGUCAUUCCUUGGCUUUUUUUCAAAUCAAAUUUACUGAUGAUUUGACCAUGGAAGGAACAGCUGGCCACAAGGAACUAAAUCCCAUCCCUUGUGUUUCCAUACUGAAGUCUCAGCCUGUUGAGAUCACACAUCCCAGUAAGUGACACAGUCUUCACAAGAGGCCUCUACUGGGACUGUAUCUCCCAGUCAUUUCAGCUUUCUCACAUAUAUGCAAAUUAUGUGCAGCCCCUUGUGCUGCCAGGCAGCUGCCAAAGAGGCUGUUUGGGUACAUUUCUCUGCAUGACUGUUUGCUUCUAAAAAGAAGUACUUCUGCUAUCAUAUCAUGCCUCUGCUUCUGGCACACCAGUGAAAUGGGGAGACUCUGAGCAACUGCCAAGCAAUGGAAUUAGUCCAGCUGAACACUUUUGUAAAGAACUGAGAGCAGUGACACCUGGAAUGCGGAAGGUUCUGCCUUAUUUAUCAGACUGUUGUGUUUUUAACUGAAAAAUAAAUCAAGCAGUCUUGCAGAGAGGAUCAAACAAGAUACAUUGGGGGGAAUACAGUGGAUGUAGAUCAUACAAAAUGAAAGGGUAUAUCACAGAAAUGUGAAAGGAAAUUGCCCUUGUUGGGAAUGGCAAGUGUGGUGACUAGAACAGCAUCAUUUCAUGAUGGAGUUUGAUGUUGAAGAAAGCCUAGCCUAGCCACCUUCUCAUACAGAAUAAUGUCUGGAAAAGGAGAGGGGGAGCAGAAGUUGGUGAAAAGUGAGAUUUUCUGAUAUGAUUUCUCUCUACAGACUCUUGUGCUGAGAGAUCAGACUUCUAAGCUCUGCCAAAGAGUAACUCAGUGAUAAGAACACAAGCGGUGUGAAGGGCAGGAGUAAGUGAAUGUUUGUGCACUAGGAUGCUCUCCUUUCUACCUUUUUCAUAUUAUUAAGUGCAAUCAUUUUGAGUUGUCUUUAUAUUAUUUAGAGGGUUUUUUUCUACUAGAAACUACAAUAUUUAUACCUGCCUAAGAAAAGAGAAUGCGCGUGUGCAUAUGUAAGAAACAGAAAAGAAUCCAAACAUGGAAUUGGGAGAAUGAUGACUAAAUGUGACUACAUUUUCAGCUCUUGGAAUUUUAUUUUCCUCACUACAGUAAACUCCAGUGUAACUCCUGAAGAUAGAGUUCCUUGUGUAAGUGAAGUAACACAAUACAUGAACUGAGCAUUUCCAGAUGACGUGGAAAUUAUGCUUUGGCAACAAGCAGCUCCUAAAAAUCAGUUCAAUUAAAAUGUUAUCAAAGGCAUCUUUAAAGAACAUAUCAAGAAUCAUAUACUGGAAUCUGUCCCCAUGUUAAAACUCUCUUCGCACAUUCAACAUACUGCUUAAUCUCACUCUUUCUGACCAUUUAGCUUUGUACAGGUAGAGGAAUUUUGGUAUGUUUGGUUCUAAGAUCUGUUAUACAGAGAUGGCUAGGUUCUCUUUCUGAUGCUCCAAUAAGCUGCAGGUUCUGCAAUAAGGGUCUAGGGUGUUUUGGGAAGUCAUACCUUUUAACUCAAGGAUGUUUUUCCCCUCCUAAUUCCAAAAAAUAUAGCUGUGGAUUCCCAGUGAGGAAGGAAGUGUUUUUUGCACCUACUCAGAAGUACUCGUGUUUUCUCAUGCUACAAAGCUGAGCCCUGCAUUGAAUUUAGGUUUUAGGGUAGCUCUGUUUGAUAUGAAAUCAUGACCAGUGUUUCUUCUUUGUCUGUUUAAAAUUAUAUAAACUGUUUGCCAAGCACUGAUUUAUAUUCAAGUGCAAAUGCUAAUGUUGAAAUGCAGUCUUAAGUCAUGGUCUAAAUUAGCAAUCAGAAUUAUCAAAAGUAUCAUGCAAUUAUAAUCAGUUCAUCUUCAUAUGCAAUACUGUCAAUUUUCACCAGUAUUGUGUGCUGUGGGUUUGCUACUUCUCACUUUUAACUUGAUCCAGAAUCAAGAAAUAGUUCUACCAAAUUCACAGUAUUGCAGCCAUGAAACAGAAUUGGUUUUGAUGUAAACAGCUGUAGUAUUUCAGUAAGUGAGUUUCCAUUACUGUAGGUGCUAAUUGGAUAUAUUUUCUUGAACUUAUAAGUAUUUGUUUAUUCGGUGGAAGAGGACAGAGGCAGACAUUCAAGUCAGUUAUUUACUUUAGAGGAAGAUAAUAGAGGCAGAACCAGAAAUGGGGGGCAGCUUUGAAAAGAAAAAUAUAUGUUGAAUUUUGCUUUGGACUCUACCUGGUUUCAAUUAGUGAGAUCCAUUUUGCCUGUAUCAAUAUGUAAAAAGUUAAAGAUUUGAAAAGCUGAAAAGUCCAUCUCAAAUAGGAAAUAUAACCAUUUUUAAAUAACAAAGCUAAGUUAUUUAGUUGUUGUGCCAUAUGUCAUCAUCCAGUAUCCCUUGAAAAAUAAUGAAUGAGGAAAAAGGUGUAGUCCAUAAAGUUAUUUGCACUUGAUGAA